Messenger RNA from Colletotrichum gloeosporioides, 1494 nucleotides. Its product is annotated as putative transporter C11D3.18C. Gene Ontology annotation, biological process: transmembrane transport. Gene Ontology annotation, cellular component: membrane. The record is from RefSeq and is a predicted model, not a curated record. Gene Ontology annotation, molecular function: transmembrane transporter activity. The transcript has 8 exons. NCBI's taxonomy places the organism in Eukaryota, Fungi, Ascomycota, Sordariomycetes, Glomerellales, Glomerellaceae. The coding region runs from base 1 to 1494 and encodes 497 amino acids.
AUGAGUGCAGACAAGCAACUCGACAUCAAGACCGGCAGCAGCCAGGAUGGCCAGGGUAACGAUGUUAGUGAGGGACAUGAGGUUUCCGCCUAUAUCGACCCGGUCAAGGAGGCUAAGAUGAUGCGAAAGUUCGACAUCUGGGCGAUCGGCGGCCUCGGAAUCCUGUACAUGUUGGCCAACCUUGACAGGCAAAUUGACAACAGGAGCAACAUUGGAAACGCGCAGAUCGCCGGCCUCCCAGCAGACCUUGGUUUGACCGGCAACCAAUAUGGCACUGCUGUCACCCUUCUCUACGCUACAUACGUGCCAUUCGAGGGGCCCGUUGCUAUUCUGCUCAAGAUCAUUGGCCCCAAGCAUUUGCUCACCUUCUGUUGUCUUGCUUGGGGUAUCGUUUGCUUAGGCACAGGCUUCGUCCAUAACUGGCAAGGACUCUACGCCUGUCGUAUGCUUAUUGGCUUCUUUGAAGCUGGUCUCAUUCCUUGCAUCAAUGUUUACAUUGGAAUGGUGUACAAGAAGUCUGAAAGGGGCAAGAGAUCGUCUAUCAUCUUUGCUUUCAGUGCAAUUGCCAGCGCCUUCGGUGGCAUUUUCGCAUAUGCACUGACUCAAAUCCGAACCGGAACGUACUUCUCGACAUGGAGAGCCCUCUUCAUCGUCGAAGGAUGCAUGACUAUCGUCAUCGCUCCGCUCUUCUGGCUGUUCUUCCCUGCCACACCAAAGGACGCUUGGUUCCUGACGCCCGAGGAGAAGGAAAUGAUGAAACUUCGCUACGAAUUAGAGCCGUCCUUCGGUAUUGACGAAGAAUUCAGUUGGAAGGCUGUCAUUGAUGGCUUGAUCGAUCCCAAGUUCCAUCUCCACUGGAUCUUCCAGUUCGCUGUCGACAUCUCUCUUUACGGUUUCACGACAUUCCUUCCCGCUAUCGUCAAUGGCCUAGGCUACACCUCGGUUACUGCCAACCUGAUGACUGUUCCCAUCUACGUCUGGGGCCUUCUCACUUUCCUCUUCACAGCCUACAUGUCCGACAAGACUGGGAAUCGCGGAUAUUGGAUCGGUGGCCCUCUUGUCUGCCUUAUCAUCGGAUACGCAUUGCUGAUCUCCGUUGAUAACUUAGGCGUCAGAUAUUUUGCCUGCUUUGUCGCCGUGAUGGGAAUUUACCCUACAACAGGAAUGAGUCUGAUGUGGCUCAGCGACAACGCCGCACAGCACUUCAAGAGAGCCACGAUGGUUGGUGGUGCCCUGACCCUUGGCAACACUGCUGGAGUUGCAGUGGGUCAAAUCUUCGUCAGCUCGGACAAGCCUCGAUAUAUCCGAGGAUUGUCUAUCGCUAUGGGUCUCGCGGCAGUUGCAUUGGCGUGUGUUGCCGCUCUCAUGAUAGGAAUGCACAUUGUAAACAAGAGGCGCGCGAAGAGAAUCAGGAAGGCGGAGGAAGAGGGGUCUCCUCUGCCGAGCAUCCCCGAGAAGGGAGACUUCGAUGUGUACUACAAGUACACGCUCUGA